Molecule: messenger RNA, 1107 nt
Organism: Miscanthus lutarioriparius
Lineage: Eukaryota; Viridiplantae; Streptophyta; Magnoliopsida; Poales; Poaceae
Source: the annotation of a GenBank genome assembly
AUGGAGAAAUUGCCCCUUAGUUUCCUCUCUACCGGAAGCGGAAGCACGGACUUCAGCUUCCCUGACCUACUGGGCACUCACCGCACACCACUACGAAUGCCAGAUGAGAUUGUCGAGGAGAUCUUCCUCUGCGUCCCUCCCAACGACCACGAGUGCCUCCUCUGCGCUGCCCUCGUCUCCAAGCGUUGGGCCCGCCUCCUCGCGAGCUGCGGAUUCCACCACCGCUACCAUGAGCGCCACAGGACACCGCUGCUGCUAGGGUUCCUCGGCAACCACCUCAUCGACAACAGCGGCUACGCAUGCUUCAUCCCCACCCGCGCAUUCCGGUCGGCCUGGCCCGACCACCGCGACUACCGCGCGCAUGACGCCCGCCACGGCCGCAUCCUCCUCAACAGGAUCACUCGUGGCCGCUACCUGCUGCUGCGUGACCAGCCGGUGCGCAACUGGACCGCUGCAGUACUCUGCACCACUAUCAACGAUGGCGCCUGCAACAAACUAGGCUGCUAUCCUGGCCACUUCUGUGUCGUCUUCAUCGGCAUUGACGACAAGGAGAUAUUUGUCAGCGUGUACUCAUCAGAUUCCGCUGCACAGCUCACAUAUGAUCAUCUCAAUUGGGAGGUGCUCCCUGCUCUAGCAGGGAACACACUCUACUUCAUCUUUGAGAGGGGGAUCACAAUGCUCAAGUACAAUCUGGCCACAAGGGAUAUGUCUCUGAUCCCCCUACCAGCCACUCCCUUUUUUCGCCGCAUUGUGCCCAUGGCCAUGGACGACGGUGGGCUGGGGCUCGCAGAAGUGGACAUGCAGUCUAAUCUCAUACUCUGGUCAAUAGAGAUUGGUCCUGAUGGAAAUGCAGGAGGAUGGGUACUGAGUAGAGACAUUGAGCUCAAGACCCUGCUCCAUGCUCAUGCCCUCGUGCUCUUUGUGGUUGCCAUUGCAGAUGCCGUGGGUGUCGUCUUCAUGUAUACGGUUGAUGGGACCUACACUAUUGAUCUGAAGUCCUGGCAGGGCACCAAGGUUUUUAGUUAUAGUUGCUAUGACAUUAUCCCCUUCGUGAGCUUCUACACUCCAGGUGACGGCCUGUGGUCCAGGCCAAUGCUUGACAUCUAG